CAAAGAAAUCUAAAAUAUUCAAGUCAACUUAAAGUACCUAUAAUUUUAGUAAGCACUAGACAAAAUGCAUUUAUCAUUUUUGGCAGUGACUAUUGCCGUCAUCUUUGUCUUGGCAAUUGUGCACGCUCCUGUGGAAGCAACUGCUGCCGCCGAUCCAGAAGCCCAUUUAAACCCAACACAGCUUUAUAAUAAAGUUAAAGGUUCCCUAUCCGAAUAUUCAGGUGAUAAAAAAAUAACCUGUGAGUCUGUAAAACAAACAGUUGUGAGUGAAAUGUGUGCUAUGCUGAGUCGGUAUUUAUAAUAAGUGUGUCGAUCAGUAUAGCAGGAUCUAUGCGACACAUGAUGUGAAAUAAUCCGAUUUAUAAUUAUAAUAUGUGUGCACACAAUAUAUUUGAAUCUAUAUAAAAAGUAAUAAAUAUAAUCUUAGAAUCAGUAAAACAUAGUGUUUUCUGUACAAAACAUACUAACAACUGUAAUACUACUUUUUCUCGUCUCUUUUUCACAUGUACACAUUUUUGAAUGUUAGAAAAUAAAAGUAGUAAUUAAAACUAAUUAAUGCUUAGAUAAAGAUUAGUGUUUUAUGUAUUUCAUAUUAAACAUA
Pseudomyrmex gracilis is the source of this 601-nucleotide messenger RNA. RefSeq lists its product as uncharacterized. The transcript has 4 exons. Lineage: Eukaryota; Metazoa; Arthropoda; Insecta; Hymenoptera; Formicidae. The record is from RefSeq and is a predicted model, not a curated record. Bases 65 to 301 code for a protein of 78 amino acids.